Messenger RNA from Arachis ipaensis, 1214 nucleotides. The record is from RefSeq and is a predicted model, not a curated record. NCBI's taxonomy places the organism in Eukaryota, Viridiplantae, Streptophyta, Magnoliopsida, Fabales, Fabaceae.
UCCAUAAUCCCUUUUCAACCAUGGCAGCCUCUCUCUCCCUCCAACUUCACUCGUUCCCUCCAAAUCUCACAUCACCUUCGCCAUCCUCCAACACCAAAAUCACCUUCCAACUCUUCAACUUCAAACCACCACUCCCAAAGAAACCCCACCACACAACAGAGCCGUCCCAAUUCCCCACCACCAAGAACCACCGCCAUCACCAUCACCACCACUACAAGAAGCUGAAAUAUUUCAAAGAGAAAGAUGCAUUUCCAUCCUCCUUACCCAUCCACACAAAAAAUCCACGCUCCAUCUACAAAGACAUCAAACGAUUCGCGCGCCAAGACAAACUCAAAGAAGCACUUACCAUUCUCGAUUACGUUGACCAACAGGGAAUCCCUGUCAACGCCACCACUUUCUCCGUUCUCAUCACCGCCUGCAUUCGCACCAAGUCGCUACAACAUGGUAGAGAAGUCCACGUCCAUAUCCGAAUCAACGGCUUCGAAAACAACGAAUUUUUGCGAACGAAGCUUGUUCACAUGUACACCUCUUGCGGCGCUUUGGAAGAAGCCAAACAAAUCUUUAACGAGUUACCCUGUAACAGUGUGUACCCAUGGAAUGCGUUGUUAAGAGGGUCUGUGAUUGCGGGUAGAAAGCACUACCUUGAUGUGCUUAAAGCUUAUACUGAGAUGAGGGCAUUGGGUGUUAAGUUAAAUGUGUAUACUUUCACCACUGUGAUUAAGAGUUUCGCCGGUGCACCUGCCCUUUUCCAGGGCCUCAAAGCUCAUGGGUUGUUGAUCAAGAAUGGUUUGGUUGAUAGUUCAAUUAUUAGGACAAGUUUGAUUGAUUUAUACUUCAAGUGUGGGAGGAUCAAUCUUGCGCGCCGCGUGUUUGACGAAAUUCCCAGCAGGGAUGUUGUGGUUUGGGGAGCAAUGGUGGCGGAUUUUGUGCAUAACAGGCUGCAGAGGGAGGCGUUGGAAUAUGUGAGGUGGAUGGUGGAGGAAGGAGUGGAGGUUAACUCGGUUGUGGUGAUGUCAGUUCUUCCUACAAGGGUCAUGUGAGGUUGAUUUAUUGAUAUGGAUUAUGAGUAUUUUGUUUUAAAUUAAAUUUUGUUAUGUUUAUGGCUUAUGGGGUUAUCUCAUUUUUUAUUUUAUUGUUUUUUAACAAAAACAUGAUCAUAUCAAAUGAGUGUCAUAUGCACACAAAUAAGAUUAUAGAAAAAAAAAUGAAAAAGU